Budorcas taxicolor (takin) is the source of this 2025-nucleotide messenger RNA. It is a transcript of the gene MEX3C, whose product is annotated as mex-3 RNA binding family member C. Lineage: Eukaryota; Metazoa; Chordata; Mammalia; Artiodactyla; Bovidae. The coding region runs from base 1 to 1992 and encodes 663 amino acids. The record is from RefSeq and is a predicted model, not a curated record. Gene Ontology annotation, molecular function: RNA binding. The transcript has 2 exons.
AUGCCGAGCGGCAGCUCCGCGGCCCUGGCCCUGGCGGCGGCCCCGGCCCCGCUGCCGCAGCCGCCCCCGCCGCCGCCGCCGCUGCCUCCGCCGCCGCCGCCCCCCGCGGGCGGCCCGGAGCUCGAGGGGGACGGGCUCCUGCUGAGGGAACGCCUGGCCGCGCUGGGCCUCGACGACCCCAGCCCGGCGGAACCCGGCGCCCCGGCGAUCCGGGCCGCGGCGGCGCAGGGCCCGGCCCGGCGGGCGGCGGGGCCAUCACCCGACGAGCGGGCGCCGCCCGGCCGACCCGGGGUCUCGGAGGCGGCCGAGCUGGAGCUGGAGGAGGACGACGACGACGACGACGAGGAGGGGGAGGACGCGGAGCUGGACGGAGACCUGCUGGAGGAGGAGGAGCUGGAGGAGGCAGAGGAGGAGGGCCGGCCGUCCCUGCUGCUGCUGUCGCCGCCCGCGGCCGCCGCCUCUCAGACCCAGCCGAUCCCGGGCGGGUCCCUGGGGUCGGUGCUGCUGCCCGCUGCCGGCUUCGAUGCCCGGGAGGCGGCCGCGGCGGCGGCGGCGGCGGGGGUGCUCUACGGAGGGGACGAUGCCCAGGGCAUGAUGGCGGCGAUGCUGUCCCACGCCUACGGACCCGGCGGCUGCGGGGCGGCGGCGGCGGCGGCAGCCCUGAACGGGGAGCAGGCGGCCCUGCUCCGGAGGAAGAGCGUUAACACCACCGAGUGCGUCCCGGUGCCCAGCUCCGAGCAUGUCGCCGAGAUUGUCGGUCGCCAGGGUUGUAAAAUUAAAGCGCUGAGAGCCAAGACGAACACGUAUAUCAAAACACCGGUUCGUGGUGAAGAGCCCAUUUUUGUUGUCACUGGACGGAAAGAAGAUGUUGCCAUGGCCAAACGAGAAAUCCUGUCAGCUGCAGAGCACUUCUCCAUGAUUCGUGCAUCUCGAAACAAAAAUGGCCCUGCCCUGGGCGGGCUGUCCUGCAGCCCUAAUCUGCCGGGUCAGACCACCGUUCAAGUCCGAGUGCCCUAUCGCGUCGUAGGGCUGGUGGUCGGACCCAAAGGAGCAACCAUCAAAAGAAUCCAGCAGCAGACCCACACGUACAUAGUGACUCCGAGCAGGGACAAGGAGCCCGUCUUUGAAGUGACAGGGAUGCCCGAGAAUGUUGACCGAGCCCGAGAAGAGAUUGAGAUGCAUAUUGCCAUGCGCACGGGAAACUACAUUGAGCUCAACGAAGAGAAUGACUUCCAUUACAACGGUACCGAUGUCAGCUUUGAAGGUGGCACUCUGGGCUCUGCGUGGCUCUCCUCCAAUCCCGUUCCUCCUAGCCGCGCCAGAAUGAUCUCCAAUUAUCGAAAUGAUAGUUCCAGUUCCCUGGGAAGCGGUUCCACAGAUUCCUACUUUGGAAGCAAUAGGCUGGCUGACUUUAGUCCAACAAGCCCAUUUAGCACAGGAAACUUUUGGUUUGGAGAUACACUACCUUCUGUAGGCUCAGAAGACCUUGCGGUUGAUUCUCCUGCCUUUGACUCUCUACCAACAUCCGCUCAAACUAUCUGGACUCCGUUUGAACCAGUUAACCCACUCUCUGGCUUUGGGAGUGAUCCUCCUGGUAACAUGAAGACUCAGCGUAGAGGAAGUCAGCCAUCUACUCCUCGUCUGUCUCCUACCUUUCCUGAGAGCAUUGAACACCCACUUGCUCGGAGGGUUAGGAGCGACCCACCUAGUACAGGCAGCCAUGCUGGCCUUCCAAUAUACAUCCCUGCUUUUUCUAAUGGUACCAAUAGUUACUCCUCUUCCAACGGUGGUUCCACCUCUAGCUCACCUCCAGAAUCAAGACGAAAGCACGACUGUGUGAUUUGCUUUGAGAACGAAGUUAUUGCUGCCCUAGUUCCAUGUGGCCACAACCUCUUCUGCAUGGAAUGUGCCAACAAGAUCUGUGAAAAGAGAACACCAUCAUGUCCAGUUUGCCAGACAGCUGUUACUCAGGCAAUCCAAAUUCACUCUUAACUAUAUAUAUAUACAUAAAUACUAUAUCUCUAU